AUCUUGGCCCGUGACGUAGAGGAUUCCGUGGUGCCCACAACCGUAGGCGCUAACGGGAUUCUCGAGUAUAAAUGGGACACCGGGAGCCAAUAUUCGGUACUCUCUCAGUCGCUCCGACUCGGGAACCAAUCGUCCAGAGUACCAGUCAGCGGAGAUAGCAGGCAGUAUUUCACCCUCUCAGGCUAACUCGCUUUCGGCUUUGGUUUGAAAUGGACACCCCUACAACCGCUCGGAGCAGACAAUGCUCAUUCAUGCGCACCUGCAAAAGCGGCCUCUCCCUGUGGCUGGUGGUGUGGUUGGUCCUCGGCAAGCCCGGUCCGUCGGCGGCGUGCCCGCAUCUGUGCGUGUGCUACCCGACUCCCAUGACCGUGAGCUGCCAGGCGCAGAACUUCACCUCCGUGCCCGUUGGCGUGCCCUACGACUCGCAGCGCGUGUUCCUACAGAACAACCGAAUUACGGAGCUCAGAGUCGGCUCUUUCGGCUUCGGGACUCAGGUCUUGUGGCUGUUCUCCAACAACAUCACGUGGAUUGAGGCUGGCUCCUUCAGUGAGCUGAGGGAUCUAGAGGAGCUGGACCUGGGGGACAACUCUCACCUGCGCAGGCUGGAAGGAGGCGCCUUCAGGGGGCUGGAGAAACUCCAGAGUCUCCACAUGCACCGCUGCAAGCUUACCGCCCUGCCCCAUGACCUGUUCCACAAGCUGUACAGCCUGCAGUUCCUCUACCUGCAGGAGAACCAGCUCCACUUCCUCCAGGAUGACCUCUUCUCUGACCUCAUCAACCUGAGCCAGCUCUUCUUGCAUGGAAACCGUAUCCGUACCCUGUCGGAGAACGUGUUCCGUGGCCUGGUCAACUUGGACCGCCUUCUUCUCCACGACAAUCGUGUGCGCCAGGUUAACCGCCGGGCGUUCCGCGACCUCGGACGCCUCACCAUGCUCUUCCUGUUCAACAACUCAUUGGCUGAGCUCCCCGGCCAGGCUCUCCGUGACACCCAGGGCAUCGAGUUCCUCCGUCUCAACGGGAACCCCUGGUCCUGUGGCUGCGAGGCCCUCCCCCUGUGGGAGUGGUUCCGUGGCGCCCGCGUCUCAUCGUCCGAGCUGUUGUGUUCCUCCCCGUCCCCCCGCCGCGGGAUGGACCUCCGCUUCCUCCGUGAGAUGGACUUCGCCCUCUGCCCUCUCCCCGACCCCGGCACCCUGGCCGGCUCCACCACGAGGACCUUCAGCACCAAGACAAGAUGGUGGUUCUCCAAGCACAAGCCCCAGUCCCAGACCAAGGCAGUGUUCGAGAAGAGCUCCGAGACCAUCAAGGCCUUCCCGUUCCCCCAAGGAAAGAACAACCCACCCAUCGUGACCUCCACCAAUGUCAAGUACGAGCUCGGCGAGGAAGAGGCAGCACUACCCAAACUCGACGCUGAGGAGUACUGGGCGAACUAUGGGAACGAGGACGCCGGCACCACGCUGCGAUGCUUCGAGCUCGAGUGUCCGCCUGACUUCGAUGGCCUCCCUCCCAACUCCUCCUCCACCCCCACGUCAUCCCACUCUCUCUCACUCCUCCUCGCCCUCUCGCUACUCGCCGCCUCCAUCAAUCUACACCUCAUAUUUGGCUGAAUCCGACAUUAAGUACCCACUUCCCGUUCCUGUCUUCGCCCUGGGCCCUCUCAGGGCAUGGGGAACCCCUUGUUAAAGACUCUGUACCUCCCUAGUUAACCCUCUGAUGUCCUACUGGAUAACUUCUAUCUCUGUCAGUAGUACAAGACAGCAGGGGAUACAAAGGGGGGGUUAGAUUGUUACUUCUAACUUAAUGCAGGGUUAAACAACAAUGGCUGACAGUACAUAGUACACUAUUGUACAUAGUACAAUAUAGUACAGUACAGUAGUCAACCAAGGCUGUUACUACAACAGGUGCAUCUCACCUGUCUGGUGUGUCGGUUGCCAUGACGACGCCUGCAAUCAGGGGUCAGUGGUCACCUGUAACGCUCUACAGCUAAUACCAGUGCUACUGACUGUUGCAAAUGCUAUAACUGUUGUCACUUGGAGGAAUAUUACAACUACAAGUGCUACGACUAUUAUAUGCAUGUUACUACUACUACUACUAUUACGAAUACGUCUGCUACUACAAGUGCUAUGAUUACAGUUACGACAGUAACUACAUUUCUUCUGUUGUAUUAACUCUGACAACUGUACUGUAAAUAGGUCGGUGUACUUGAUGGUGCAGAGCAGUUGGGAUAUCUUUCUUAUAUGUUGUCUACCAUGAUGCCUACUUUAUAAUGGAUUGUUUACAGAAAAAUAGCUAAGGAGAGAGAGAAAAGAAGGGAUGAUGGAAUGAAAGAGAGGCAGUCACCAGCAUACGAGAAGGUGAGAGAGGAUAUGUAGAGAGAUAGGUAAAGGUAGAGAGACAGAAAGACACAGAGAGAGGAUAUGUAGAGAGAUAGGUAAAGGUAGAGAGACAGAAAGACACAGAGAGGAUAUGUAGAGAGAUAUGUAAAGGUAGAGAGACAGAAAGACACAGAGAGAGGAUAUGUAGGGAGAUAGGUAAAGGUAGAGAGACAGAAAGACACAGAGAGAUGAUAUGUAGAGAGAUAUGUAAAGGUAGAGAGACAGAAAGGCAGAGAGAGUGAUGAGUUAAAAAGUUACCAAAGGAAGAAGCUAGAGGACAGAGAAGGUGGAAGAGAAGAAAGUGCAACAGGAAAGGACAGAGAGCGAGGGAGAGAGGGUUGUCGAGAUUCUCAAUAAUAAAGAGAACGGAAGAGAGGGAGCAAGGACAGGGCAGGCAAUAUAAAUAAAGCAAAGGAAUGUGAGACACGGUGAAAUUAAGAACGAAAGAGAGCGAGAUAGAGAAAGUGACAGUACUGGCCCUUGACCAUGAGAUACUGAAUAGGAUAGACAAGCAAUCACUUCAGGUAUUCAAGUUCAGUCUUUGUAUAACUUCAUGUCCUUGUAAAUAUGACAUCAUCACCAUAGAAGCCACAGGGGAAGGAUGCUUCCUUUCUGGCAGUGUCAGUCGCUGUUCUGAUUGGCUAUCGCCGUUUGUUUGUGAUGUCAUUGACGGAAUGUGUGAUGUGACCAGUGAAUGACCAGUAUGAGAGAUAAAAAGAGCUAUUGAGAUUCUGAAUAACGUUUGUGAGACUUUUCUUUGAGGGCAGCAGCUGUUGCAUUUCAAACUGAUUUUACUUGAUCAAUAAUUGAUCUCUUUAAGUUCUUUGUUCCCUCUCUUGGAAUGCUCACUCACUUCUUUGGAAGGUGAAAGUAGUGCACUACUUUUGACACUGCACUACAUAGGGAACAGGGAGCCAUUUCAGACGGAGCCAAUGACUGCUAGUCAGUCCUUUAGCCAAACAACUUGAUGAUGAGUAAACAAACAAAUUAAAUGUUUUCAACCCAGCCCCCCAAUACUGUCUACCAUACCCACCCCAAUAUCUCCAGUUUAAUACCCAGCCCCCCAAUACUGUCUACCAUUCCCACCCCAAUAUCUCCAGUCUAAUACCCAGCCCCCCAAUACUGUCUACCAUACCCACCCCAAUAUCUCCAGUUUAAUACCCAGCCCCCCAAUACUGUCUACCAUACCCACCCCAAUAUCUCCAGUCUAAUACCCAGCCCCCCAAUACUGUCUACCAUACCCACCCCAAUAUCUCCAGUUUAAUACCCAGCCCCCCAAUACUGUCUACCAUACCCACCCCAAUAUCUCCAGUUUAAUACCCAGCCCCCCAAUACCGUCUACCAUACCCACCCCAAUAUCUCCAGUCUAAUACCCAGCCCCCCAAUACUGUCUACCAUACCCACCCCAAUAUCUCCAGUUUAAUACCCAGCCCCCCAAUACUGUCUACCAUACCCACCCCAAUAUCUCCAGUCUAAUACCCAGCCCCCACAUCAACUAAGCAUAAUCAACUUAGACCAACUCAGAAGAAUCAACUUAGACCAACUCAGAAGAAUCAACUUAGUCCAACUCAGAAUAAUCAACUUAGUUCAACUCAGAAGAAUCAACUUAGUUCAACUCAGAAGAAUCAACUUAGUUCAACUCAGAAGAAUCAACCAGUAACUGAUCUGCAUAGAACCCAAGGAGAGAUCUAGAAGUGGAACUGAAAGAGACAUAGACUGGCACACAUGAUGACUGGACUGGACUCCAAACCAAUAAGACCGACUAGUGACUGACCAGCCAUAUUAUUCUAUAAGCUGAGUUUAUAGAUCCUGGCAUAGAAUGAAUGGAUGGAAAAGCCUGGCAGUUUUCCAGCAGAAAGAGACAAGGAGAGUUACAUUGUGGCUUUACUGAGAUUGAUCGACAGACGGACAGAACAACAGAGGGACCAAAUUGUUACUCACAGACUUUGCUGACUCACAGAGAGACAUAAUUCCUUGACUUGCUGACAGAGACAGACAAACUGACUGACCUACCAGUGAUCGAUGGAAGACAGUUAAAAAGAGAGACUGGAAUCUGAUUGGCGGACAGCUGAAGCAACGUCAGAGAAAGGAGGAGGACCUCUAGGAGGUGACCAAAAACAGACUUCCUCUCCUCUUCCUUUCUUCCUACUCGUUUUGUCUGAGUUUCUACAAGGCUUUGUAGGAGGGUGGGUAGGCGUGCUGACGAAUCAUCUAUCCCUCCCUCCUUCCUCCCCUCUCUCUCUCUCUGUGUCUCUCUCUUCCUUUCUUUAUCCUACCGGUCACCUGUUUCUGUAAAGCACUCCCCCCCCCCCUCUCCAUCCCUCUGAAGAGAGAGAGGGAAAUUAAAGGAGGGAGCAGAAGGAAGAAGGAGAGAGAGAGAAAGAGGGGAGGAAGGAGGGAGGAGGGAGGGAGGAGAGAGAGCACUCCUUUUACAGAGAUGUUUUCAGUAGAGGUGAAGAGGGCAAGGACAGGCUGAGAUAGGGUAUGAGUAGGAGGAGAAGAGAGAGAGACACACACACACACACACACACACACACACACACACACACACACACACACACACACACACACACACACACACACACACACACACACACACACACACACACACACACACACACACACACACACACACACCUUAAGUUAUGAGUUUCUAGACGAAGUGGUGAGAAACAGACAGACAGAGAGCAAAACGCAGACAGAGAGAGAGACGGACGGACGGAUGGACAGACAGACAGACAGAGAGAGUCUUGCAGCUCCAUGUAAUGUCCUUCAUCCAAUCUAUUUCUGUUACAAUAGUUACAUAGAUUGUGCUUUAUGAAAUCAGCGCUCUUUUAAAGAAAAGCAUUACCUAUCUAUGUUAUUCAGUUGGAGAUUUUGGGUUGCAUCCCAAAUGGCACCCUGUCCCCUAUGCAUGGGCCUCGGUCAAAUGUAGACCACUAAAUAGGGAGUAGGGUGCGCUUUGGGACACAGACUUUCAAUACAUGUGAGUCAACCAUAGAAAUAGGAUUCUAUGGACUCAACAAUACACUGUUCACUAAUAAGAGAGUCCAGGGAUUGGUAUGUGUUCUGUUCUGCUGUGGUAACAAUGUGUCCGUCCAUAUAUGUCAGCCAUUAGGGUGAGGUCAAACUGGGCCUCGGUGCUCUUCUGUGGCCUUGACAGUCUGGUCACUUUCAGACGACCAAAGCCCCAGUCAUACCAUUUUACCCAAUGAUUGGACUGUAAAUGAAACCUGUCUGCUUGACCGAGUGAGAGAGUGUGAGAGAGACUGUAUGUGUGAGAAAACAAUAUUUUGGUAUCUACUUGACUGUGUGAGGAGAUUGAGUUGUCUUCUGCUGUCAUCUUUCUCACCGUGGAAGAAAAGAGGCAACAUUAUAUAAAGAAUAAAUACUGAACUUUGUUUUGAAAAAAUGA
Molecule: messenger RNA, 5787 nt
Organism: Salmo salar (Atlantic salmon)
Lineage: Eukaryota; Metazoa; Chordata; Actinopteri; Salmoniformes; Salmonidae
Product: reticulon-4 receptor-like 2
Cellular component (GO): plasma membrane
Molecular function (GO): protein binding
Source: RefSeq, a predicted model, not a curated record